This is a messenger RNA of Parnassius apollo (apollo), 945 nucleotides long. Lineage: Eukaryota; Metazoa; Arthropoda; Insecta; Lepidoptera; Papilionidae. The record is from the annotation of a GenBank genome assembly.
AUGACCUACAAAAUAACUAACUACUUGAGGAAAAAUACUAAAAGGUUUAUUUAUAAAGCUAAAAGCUUGACGUUGUUGCUAUCAGGAUCAAUGGGCCCUGGUGUGCCAGAGAAUAUAACUGUAACCUUUCUGAAUCCAACUACGGUGAGAGUCUCGUGGUCAACUGCUGCAGAUCUGGUAGAGAAGUAUGACGUCACGUACAAGCCAUCUGAUGCUAGUUACAGAGUGGUGCUUGAGGUGGCUGGUAAUUCCGAUGCAGUUAUUUUAAGUGGACUUGAAGCAGACACGCAGUAUCAGGUUACCGUAGCUGCUCUGUGGGGCGGCCACAAGUACCGCAGUAGACCGAUUGUCUUCCGCACGCUGGAGCCCCCUCGGACUUCACCGCAACAGGACGGGGGGCUGGUGGGAGCGACACCCCGUUCCUCGGUCGCACCGCCCGAUCCCUCGCCUACCUUUCCUACGGUACCUGGGAGCAGUGCCUUAGCAGCGGCUACUGCGGGGGGUACGUGCGGAGGCCACUCAGCACCGUCAGCUUGUUCGCAUAUGCGUUGGUCGCACACGCACACUCAAAGUUUGGAGUGCGAGGAGAGGUUGCUGGCGCGGUGUAAUCGGCCGCGCGUCAACUCAGCAAUUUUCGUAUCGGCUGAGCCAACUGGAUUUGCUGGUUUUGAUCCUGGCGAGUUCCUAAGGCGUCAUGGUUCUCAGUCUAAACUUUGUCGCAAAGCAAGGUCUGCUGACAACAUACCAUUAACAACGAUGAGCGACUCCUCAGAGCGGCUUUGUAAAGCUAAAGCUCCUCGGGAAGAAACAAUUAAUGAAGAAGCGAGUAAGUCUGACGAUAGUGGAAGUGUCGAGACGGUAAAGCACUUUGGCCUUCCCAUUCUCUCAGUAUCCGGUCCUUCACCUCCAGUUGAAGAUUACGACCAAAUAGAUGAGUACCUGUAG